Messenger RNA from Paramuricea clavata, 3437 nucleotides. The record is from the annotation of a GenBank genome assembly. Lineage: Eukaryota; Metazoa; Cnidaria; Anthozoa; Malacalcyonacea; Plexauridae.
CAAUCCUCGGCAUAUAAUAUCCCAAAUUACCCCUCCCCAAUUAUCCCCAACUUAUGUCCAAUAUAAAAGAUGGCGACCACUUCACGAGUUUUCGGCCGAAGUCUUCGAUUAGCUCGCAACUUAAAAGUAAGUAAGAGAUGUCGUUGAAAAUAAUACCAGUGUAUAGCCAAAUCCCUGCAGAUUUUUUCUCACAUAUUUCUGUGUUUGUUAGUUAAACGGUUCCAAAGUUCAGAACCUCACAAGCGCGGCGCACGUGUCGAAUUCAACUAGAAAAUUGUCAAAUGCUCAAUUGGCUCGUCCUUUGGCGUCUGUCUGUGGUACGUCUUUAGAAAAUGACAGUUUUAAUGUUAAAUUUAGGUUGGGUUUGGAUGUAAACAGGGGCGGAUCCAGCCAAAAAUCUGACCGUAGCAUUUUCCAAGACCUCGCAUAGCUAGGGGGGUCCGGGGGCAUGCCCCCCGGAAAAUUUUUGAAAUUUGAAGCCCGGAAAUGCCAUUUCCUGCGUUCUGAGCACUGCAUGUGACCAUUAAAUUUGUCCUCAUUGUAUUCAUUUCUCAAGCAAAAAUAAGCCGAAAUGAUCUCAAAAUGUAAACUACUGCUCGCGUAUAUUUUAACAUACGAUAUCGGUAUGAUACUCGUAUCAUACGCAUAUCAUUAUCAAUUGAAUACCGAAAUGCGCGUAUCAUCUACGAACGCGUGUAUCAUACGAAUACGCAUAUCAUAUGAACGCGCGUAUGAUAUGAAUACGCGUAUCUUACGAAUAUAUACGCAUUACAAACAAAUAUUAGCGCGCUAUAAAACACGAUAUAUAUACGCGCGUAUCAUAAUUCGCGUAUUAAUUCCAAUACAUGCAGGUAUACUGUACAUACGCGCACAAACGCUUUAAUAAAGCGAAGUUAAUAGCGAACACUAUACUGAAUACAGUAAAAACUCAAAUUAAAAUAUAAUGUGCAUCUCUUAUCAUUCAUAAGGCUUACCUGACUGGAAAUGAUUCGUUUUACUAUCUGAUUUUAUUUCUACCUCGACGCAUAUAAAUCCUUUAGCUUUCCGACGGCUUUCAUUUCGAAAUGCGCACAACCGUACUGUGGGUUCCCAAUAGCAUGUUGUUGAUGAGCCAAACACAAAUAUCAGAUAUUCCAUCGUUCUGGAGCAGUAGCCAAUUUCAUGCCACCGUAGCAAACUAUAGCAUUUGCCCCAUUCCGAUUGGUUUGCUACGUUUGACCGUAGCAAACCAAUCAGAAUGCCGUAUAUGCCAAUUUUCGCUACGGUCAGAUUCGACCUUAAUGAAUCUGACCGUAGCGAAAAUUGAUCAUAUAUGGGCAACACGCUACGGUGUAUUUCUGAAGGAUGAUAUUUUCUAAGCUAUAGUCCAUUGCGUAAUGACCCGCAAACGGGCAAUUACAACCGUAUUUUCGGGCGGGAAUUCUUAAAACAAUUAACGUUACGUAUUAUAAAUGUCAUCAAUUUGUCAAAAUAAAAUGUUUUAGAACAUAUAAAACUAAAUAAAAUAAAACCUUGAAAUAUAAACAAGGAAAGUAAACAAAAUAUUGCUAAAUUAUAUUUUAGAUUGAUUUUAUGAUCCAUGUUAGAACUGGCCUAUGGAAAAUCUGACCGUAGCAUAUGCUACAGUUGCAACGGUCUAAAUCCGCCCCUGGUAAACGUUGCCAGAAAAUAUGCCCAGAAUUAUUUGAUAUUGUCAUAUUGAGCUCUAUAUUAAAACUGGAUUUAUCUCUUUAUUGCAACUUGCAUGGUUAUUAUGGUUAUAUUGCUGUGAUUUUAGCAGGGCCGCCCAGAGGUUGGCGGGGGCCCGGGGCAAAUCCCGGAAAAAAAAUUUUUCCGGACAAUUUCCCCCCCCCCCCCGUCGCCAAAAAAUUUUUGGUCAGUGUACCAUUUUAGGGGUAAAAAAUUUUUUCCGGAGUACAAAAUUUUUCCGGACAAGUACGUUGCAAUUGCUUUCAAGGAACUUUAUCUCAUUUUUUUAUGCCAAAAUUCGGUACUUAGCCCAAGAAAACAGAUAUCUUGUCCUUUGCGUGGAAAUAUUUAACACACAAAAAAGGCUGGGGCCCAACAAAAAUUUUUCAGGGCCCCCAGCAACUCGGGGCAAUUUGCCCCCCCCCUCUGGGCGGCCCUGGAUUUUAGGUGUGAUUUUCUUCUUUUGGAUGUGAAUGAGUUAUGAAUAUUCAGAUAAGGGUACAUAUAUAUACUCAAACUUUCAUAAGUCUUCUACUUGUUCCCAUCCAUCAGAAGAAGUCAUUUGCAGCACAAAUUGCUAGUGUAAACUGGCCAACUCUUGUCACAUGCAACCGAGGUGAAAUUACAAUCAGACAACUGUAUUGAACAGCAAUUGCAUUAACCACUAAUUUAUGUCAGUUUUACUAGAAACACUCUCUUUAUUAUUAUUUAGGGUUGUUAAAUGGUUCAUCAAAGUGUGGCCUUAAAACCAUGAUACAGUAGGUGCAAUUUCAAUGUAUGAAAUGAUCUGAUUUUGUAAUUUAAAUUAUUGGAUAUAUUGUUAUUGUUAUGUUCUAGGUUUGCGCCUCAGCAAGUUGCCAAUGUCAGUUUGGCAGCAAGGAGUGCUGCGUUUCUAAGCCCAGAUUCUCAAGGUAUAAAACCAGAGUAUGUUGUACCAUAAAUACAAUGCCAGUACCACCCCAUAUUUGGUCAUUCCAGAAUAUGAGAAAACAUCGGAGGUAUGCCUCCCCUACAGAGGAAAUUGGAAGUUAAAUGACAGAAAAUUCCUCUGUGGGAGUGGUGCAGAUCUUUUCUGGAACAACCCAAUGAAAUAUACCAAGCCAUCACAUACCAUACAUUACUACAAAACUGUAUAUACCAUUCCAAACCAUAAUGCACUUGUGUAGUAUCACAGCAUACAGUACCACACCCAUUCCACAUCAUGCUAUACCAAAUCGUACCUUACCAUACCACCUUGUAGUAUUAUGACAUACUAAACUGUAUCAUACUAUACCAUACCACAGAAUACCAAAUACUCCAUACCUUCCUCUAUCAUAUAUACCAAAUUGUACUGGACCACUUUCAUUCUAGGAUCAGAUGAAAGCAGUGUGUCAACGUCAGAAGGUAGUGACUCCAGUUGCGAAGCCAUGGAGGGGCCUCAUGGUGACGAUGAUGGACUAGUAAUUACCAACAGUUCUACCAGCGAAGACUUAUAACAUUGGACUGCCUGACUGAGAGACUGGUGUUUUACCAAAUACUAUUAAAAUGAUUUUAAUAUCUAUAACAAAAGGAGUUUCUAUGUGAACUGUCAGCAAAAUGUGUACAAUGAUUUCAACUAAUUACUUGUAUUUAGUCUUGCCACAAAAUUAUCUCAGUCAGGCAGUAUUUCUUGUUUUGACAAGAUCAGAACCAAAACUUUAUAAAGUUAUGUCAUUGGUGUGUUAUUUUAUUUCAUUAAAAUUAUAUGAGAUUUUAUAUCUCUGUGUGUG